AGUGGUAGAGUAGUUAGUGAUGGUCAGGAGGAAUGGGGAAAUAGGCAAGAGUGAAAUAGAAAUAGAUAGGGAGUGAGUGAGGGCCAGGGUAAUAUUCAAACAGAGUGAGAGGGAGGGUCAAGGAUGCUGUGACUGUCAAGAGUCAGGUCACAGAAAGUAUACCAGGACCAAUACACAAGCAAAUCUGGAGGAGUGGUUUCAGAAGCUGCCACUGGGCUGUUCAACUGGAAGCUGGCUGCACAUAGGAAGGUCUGUCCUGAACCUAGAACCAAAUGCUGGUGAAAUUAUUAUCAAAUGGAAAACGAAGCACCGAAUUUGCCUGUGGAGGUGAUCUCCUACAUUCUGCAUUUCCUGUCUAUGUCUGACAGGAAGGAAGCAUCUUUGGUGAGCAAAGCUUGGUACACUGCCUUUCUGGACCAAAGUCUCCAGAUACGGGGAUGCAGGAUUCAAAAGAUGGGAUUCCUCCAUGCGCCUGAUCUCAUUUUGGUACAAUGUAAUGGACAAUUGAAACACUGCUGCCCUCACCCAGUGGAUCAGAGCAAUGUUUUCUAUCACCUCCAAGGGACGUCUGAAUCUCUGGAGUUGAUCAGAUGCUUGCGGCGGAGACAGAGUCUCUGUGUGGCUCUGAGCAACUUCGAUGGCUCACCUACCUCAACAAUGGUUAUUCAGAACAUAGCUCUCCACCUGGCCCCCUGUCUGAAGAAUCUCUUGCUGCGAGACAGCAACAUCACUGAGAGCUCCUUCGUGGAUCUGGUCCCCUUGUGCCGCAGCCUGUGGGGGCUAGAUCUCAGCUGCUGCAACAGCCUUUUCAAGCCUGGCACCUUGAUGGAGAACGCAGAGAUCAAAGCCAGAACGACGGAAGCCCUGAUCGAUCUCCAGGAGCUGAAUCUCUCCAACCUGCGGUAUCUCUCCGACCUGACCUUCAAUCGGCUUACUGACUGCAAGCCCAAGCUCAGAAAGCUGGCUCUUGCUGGCUGCCCCAUCGUCUUUGAGUUAGAUCCUUACCGAGGAGUGAAAGUGUGCAAUUCCAUGUGCACGCUGUCGCUGAACAACAUCCUCUGCUUUAUAGACAGGCAGGCGGCCACGCUGAAGUGGCUAGAUUUUAGCCACACCAGUAUCACGAGCGAAGCUGUACAGUUGGUGGUGCAGGUGCCCGGGCUUCAGCUGGAGGGACUGGCGCUUCGACACUGUAAGGAUUUGACGGAUGGUGCAGUCUGUGCCAUCUGCUCUUGCCAGCCACGCCUCACCAGCCUGGACCUCACUGGUUGCUGCGAGCUGACUGACAAGUCUGUUUUGGCCGUGGCCAACCUACAGUUCCUGGAGCGCCUCUUCCUGGGCAAGGUCCGACUCGUGACUGACCGCGGGCUGAAGAACCUGUCCGCCAUCCCCACCCUGCAAGCCCUUGACUUGUCCGAGUGUUACCAGGUCAGUGGUCUUGAACUGGUCAAUGGACUCGCCUUGCCGUACGCCACACCGACUUUACUCAGUCUCAACUUCAGCUGCUGCACCAUGGUGAAAGACAGCUGCGUUUUCUCAAUGGGGGUGAUCCUGCGUGACAGCCUGCGGGAAUUGGACCUCACCUCCUGCGUGUACAUCACCGAUUUCAGCAUCUCCGUUAUCGUCAACUACCUGAACGGCCUGACAGUGCUACGGCUCAGCUGGUGUAAGGAGAUCACAGACCGGGGGCUUCUAGGAAUGAGCGUGGCCAAUGACAACUGUCAACUCAAUGAGAAGGAUGAGAAGGCCGAGAUCAUAACUGAGUCUGAUCUGAAGCCUUCCAAAGAGAGAGACGGAGCUUCACUGAGAGCACUGAUAUAUCUUAAGGAGCUCUGUUUGACUGCGUGUACGAAACUAACAGACGCCAGCAUAACCAAGGAAAUCCGCUUUCAGGAGUUGAAGACCUUGUCACUGAACAUGGUCCGCGAGAUAACGGACGAGAGCGUGGUCUCCAUUGCAGAGCAUUGCCGGAGCCUGGAAGGGCUAUCCCUCAGCCACUGUGGCCAACUGACUGACCAAGGGAUGAUCACUGCUGCAAACCACAUGAAGAGGCUCACUAACCUUGAAAUCUCCUGCUGCGAUAAGAUCACCAGCCAGGCACUAGAGGUCCUCAUGCAGGAAUGUCAGUGGCUGAGGAGUCUGGAUGUUUCCAUGUGUAGUGGGCUGACGAUCAGAGACAUCGAGCGGCUUCAGCUAGCUCACCCCAGACUCACCAGCGUCAAGGCCAAAUACCUGGAGGAGCAGACCAGUUCCUCCCUCUUGGAAUGAGGCUGGAUGGAUGAGUCAGAGAACACAGCUCUUUGUGCCUGUGCAGAUGAAAGCAGGCUUCGAAAUAUUGACAAGAGUACUGUGGUUCCCGGGGUUCAAUUUGAUAACGCCAACAUCUCAGGUGUCGCUGCAGGUUUUUCUUUGAACGUGCGUUGCUUGGGUUUGAUGAAGUUGAGAUGCAGAAAGGUGAGUGUGGAGCAUGCUGUGUGAACCUCGGAAAUUUUUUUCAGUCCUCAAGUUGUAUCCUGCAGUCAGGAACUGGACAUGCAUCAUUUUGUUUCCUUCCCCACCUGGGGCAGUACCACUUUCUGCAUCAGGAAUUCUUUAAUUUCUAAAUAGAAAGCACCUGAACUUCAUCCUUUCGUUCCUUCUGAUCGGAAGAAUGGUGAGUUGACUGGCUGGACUUUAAAGCUGGCACCUAUCGCUGUUUCCAGCAAAGAUAGCUGCUGUACCCUGCCACCCAUCGUCGUGCCUAGCACAGCAGGGAAAGUACAAAGGGAACGCCCAGGGCAGGUGUUUCUUUGAGCAAGUUCAGAAAUGUUUCUCUUUGCAAAACAGCCCCCAUGCUGUAUUAAACAUCACUAAGGAGGAACUGAUCAAAUCUUGAACAGAACUUUUAGCCGCACCUCCCUCCGCCUUGAUUUUUGUACCUGAAUUGCGAUGUGCAUAUCCACCCAGUCUUCCAUGCAGACUCACAUCAGACUGAACUGCAGAGGUAUUCUGUGCUGUACAGGCAGCUCUUCUUACUAAAAGCUGCCAAGCUCACGUCAAGAUUAAAGCAAAUUUCACAGCCUCACUCCCAGCCAGGGCUCAACUGCUAAAGAAAAUGGUGCGUAAGAUUAAAUUUGUAUCCUCCGAGGUGUUUGAUCUUUGCUGGCUUUGGAUGGUAUCUCUGUUUAAAACUCUAAACCUACUGAGUUGUUAGGGUGCAAGUUCCUCCAACUGCUUGGUAUUUGCCUCAGUACGGUGUAUGUUUGCUCUGCAGACCUGCCAGCGGCUAUGCUGACAGGACACAGUACUAAAGUUUUACCCUUACCUGUUACUUCAAGUUGAAAUUUAAAAAAAAAGUUCAAAUCCAACUAAAGGUUUGCUUCUGUUGUGUUCUUGAUGAGAAACUGAAUUUAAGUUUUAAGCUGCUUGACUGUGCCAAUGGGGCUGUUCUUGCUCAUGUGCUGUUUAAAAUAAAGCUUAUUUUCUGCAAUGUUUCAUUGUACCAUUUUGGCUUGGCUUAAGAAGAACGCUGUGCGACUGUGAAGCACCA
Chiloscyllium plagiosum (whitespotted bambooshark) is the source of this 3526-nucleotide messenger RNA. The record is from RefSeq and is a predicted model, not a curated record. NCBI's taxonomy places the organism in Eukaryota, Metazoa, Chordata, Chondrichthyes, Orectolobiformes, Hemiscylliidae.